Messenger RNA from Angiostrongylus costaricensis, 264 nucleotides. NCBI's taxonomy places the organism in Eukaryota, Metazoa, Nematoda, Chromadorea, Rhabditida, Metastrongylidae. The record is from the annotation of a GenBank genome assembly.
AUGUCGAGCAGCCUUCUAUGGAGCUCUAGAAAGAAUAUUCAAGUUAAACAACCAUAUCAGUACACUUUCAAAUUAAGAAUGAUUUCUUGGAAGAAAAAAAAACUAGAAAAUUACAAACGGUGGAUGCAAAGCGUCCUAUGCAAAUACGAUAUGAUUAUGUUUAAGCCUAGCUUCCAAAGACCAUACCAGAAACGAUGGGCGAACCAAGUGCGAUUUGGCAAGCGGGCGAACAAUUGGGCAUCAUCGGUGCGAUUCGGACGAUAA